Messenger RNA from Phycomyces blakesleeanus NRRL 1555(-), 1312 nucleotides. RefSeq lists its product as hypothetical. Bases 92 to 1312 code for a protein of 406 amino acids. The record is from RefSeq and is a predicted model, not a curated record. Gene Ontology annotation, biological process: biosynthetic process. The transcript has 4 exons. Lineage: Eukaryota; Fungi; Mucoromycota; Mucoromycetes; Mucorales; Phycomycetaceae. Gene Ontology annotation, molecular function: pyridoxal phosphate binding.
UUUUCCCUUUUCCUUUUUGUCUUUCUCUCUUUAACCCACCCGUUUCUUUGACUUGCCUUGUCUUGCUCUGUUGAUCACCCACACCACAGCAAUGUCCCGUCUGUUAGAUCAACUCAGUAACACACUCGAAAAGAGACGUGAGAUUGCAAAGCUCCGAAGACUUGUCAUCAAUCCCCAAGACGCCAUUGACUUUUCUUCGAAUGACUUUCUCGGUCUUGCAUACAGUGGUGCAUUCCGAGACGCUUUCCUCAAUGAGCUUCAUUCGCUCGACAAUAUUCUCGGAUCAACAGGAUCUCGUCUUCUCGAUGGAAAUUCACUUUAUGCUGAAGAUCUCGAACGUACCCUGGCUCGUUUUCACCGGGCCGAGUCUGCCCUCUUAUUUAAUUCGGGAUUCGAUGCCAAUGCAGGUCUCUUUAGCACCGUACCCCAAAAAGGCGAUGUGAUUGUAUAUGAUGCUCUGGUUCACGCCAGCGUCCACGAAGGCAUGCGUAUCUCGAGAGCUGGUCUCCGUGUAUCUUUUAGACAUUCUGACGUGGAUGAUCUUAUUCGCAUCCUCAAAAAUGUCCAACAAAGCCAUCCAGAUAAGAAUGUAUUUGUUGCAGUAGAAACUGUGUAUUCUAUGGAUGGUGAUAUUGCACCUCUGAGAGAAAUUGUUGCUGCUAUUCGAGAAUGCUGGCCCGCAAAAGAUAAUGGCUUUUUAAUUGUUGACGAGGCCCACAGUACUGGUGUUUUUGGAAAGAAUGGUCGAGGUGUAGUCGCAAUGUAUGGUUUAGAAGAUGAAGUAUUUGCUCGCCUACAUACAUUCAGCAAAGCAUUAGCAAGCAAUGGUGCUGCCAUUCUUGGGUCUCCAAUACUUCGUAACUACUUGAUAAACUAUGCAAGGCCUUUGAUUUACUCAACGUUUAUGACCCACAGUAGUCUUGCCAGUAUCAAAUGUGCUUAUUCUUUAUUGGAAAGCGGGUCAACUAUACAAAUGCAAAAGCACGUUCAUCUCUUGACCAAAAGAUUCCGUCAGACAAUUCGAUUGCCCAUAGGAACUCUCUUACCAUCUCCUAGCCCUAUUCAAGGAAUCGUAUUGAACGGAAAUGCACCUGUUCGUGCCCUUGCUACCUAUUUAAACAAAAAAGGUUUCACUGUAAAGCCAAUUUGCUCUCCAACUGUCCCCAAAGGACACGAACGAGUUCGCAUAUGUCUUCACGGACACAAUACUCUUGAGCAGGUUGAUGCCCUGGUUGACGCUGUUCACUUAUUCUUUGGCAGUCAGAAAGACACCGCAGCCAAUGGCAUACCUCUGGAGCAACCAAAGCUAUGA